Nematocida homosporus is the source of this 1161-nucleotide messenger RNA. RefSeq lists its product as uncharacterized. The record is from RefSeq and is a predicted model, not a curated record. NCBI's taxonomy places the organism in Eukaryota, Fungi, Microsporidia. Bases 1 to 1161 code for a protein of 386 amino acids. The transcript has a single exon.
AUGUCUAAGAUUACACACUACAAUUCAAAAGAGCAUAUCAGAAGUUUAUCAUUAAAAGAUCAAGUUAUUUGGUUUAAAACCAACGCUAACACACUAACUCAAUCCGAUCUACAACAAUUACUUCCCGAAAUCAAUGUCCACAAGUACUUUCCACCCAAUACCACCAUAUCUAACACAUCACAUAAUACCACCACUACAUCUAACACAACACCCAAUACCACCACAACUAACACAACACCCAACACCAACACCAAUUCAAUCAAACCGCCUGUUUAUUUAGCCUGUCUUGAAAAGGAAGUCUUAUACCCCAGCAGUUACACACGCACGGCCUUACAAGAUCUCAUCCAGAUCAUAAUCCAAACUGCAACUACUCAAGACUUACUUUACCUUCACCAAACCAUUUCACAAACUUUGAUAACUUCUUUUACUCAUCAGUACUCCGAAGAGUACGAUCGCUGGCUAGUUCUAAUAGCCAUCAAACUUCUAUCUACUAAUUACGACCAUCUUCACCGCCUCACUUACUUCUCCACUAUCACCACCCGAAUCAAAACAUCCAUCUCUACCUUCCGCGAUCGAACAAUCAUUCUCAGUGAUUACAUCACCAACCAAGAACUCACCCACCAAUCACCCGAAUCCACUUACUUCUGCAACGAUAUUCCCAUCUCCAUCCAAGUCGAAGAACCCACCACCGACCAACUUUCCCCAGAAACCAUCCCCACCCCCUCCAUCACUACUCUCAAUGAGUACUACCAAACCAUCAGCCAACCAUCCUUCACCCAACUCAACCCACCAGAACAACAAGCCAUUCUCCAAACUAUCCACUCCCUCCUCCCUACCACCGCACCCACACGUCUCCAUAAACUCGCCCUCCCCAUUCUAGAAGUCCUUAUCUCACUUAGUACUCCACCCGCCCUCUCUCUUAUCACCCAUCUUCUCGCCACCCACGAUCUAGCUCUAAUCGCCCUCAACCAAGCCUACAACCGCAACAAGUACUCCUUCUACACCAGACACCUCCUUAUAACUGCCUUAAUCCUUAUCUCACCUAAAUUACGUCCUGAUAUCUGCCAAAAAAUCAAAAAAACGCUUAUCUCAAACUCAGAUCAUUUUUCAGAAGAAGACCAAAGAUUAGGCAUUGACCAACUACUCCAAACACUCCAAUAA